Cryptomeria japonica (Japanese cedar) is the source of this 1816-nucleotide messenger RNA. Its product is annotated as probable inositol oxygenase. Lineage: Eukaryota; Viridiplantae; Streptophyta; Pinopsida; Cupressales; Cupressaceae. Gene Ontology annotation, molecular function: inositol oxygenase activity; iron ion binding. The transcript is spliced from 13 exons. Gene Ontology annotation, biological process: inositol catabolic process. Bases 427 to 1350 code for a protein of 307 amino acids. Gene Ontology annotation, cellular component: cytoplasm. The record is from RefSeq and is a predicted model, not a curated record.
UGACACUGCAAAUCGAAAAGCUUUUGCUUGCAUUACAAUCACAGAAUCAAAAAAUAUCUUCUCAUACCAACUUCAUUGAAAAACAGAGAAAUCUGCGUAGAAAAGUUCGAUAAAAAAAUAACGUGCUUGCGUGGCCGCCUUAUCAUGUGUCGGCGAAUGCCCUCAAAUCCAGAUCUGAUCAUUUCUAUAAGCCGUCCAAAUUAUUGCAGAUCCCCACUGCUAUCGUCAGAUCCACGUGGCAUCUUGUCUUUUUCGGAGUGGAAUGUUGCUAUAAAAUCUCAAAUUUUGCCGACCAUUUAGCCAGGUUGAAUUGUGUGUGUUUGGUGUUUAACACAAGGCUGGUGUUUGUUGUGUUCUGGCAGAGAAAACUCUCCCACUUCCUUCUCAAGACGUGAUAAGCAGUAAGGAGUGUACGUAUUAAAAAACAUGACGAUUACUGUAGCAGAGCCCCCUCUUGGAGAUGAAGUUACCAUCCCUCAUAACAAGGCUAUAGAAGGCAUUCCAAAUGAGUUGGUUUUGGAUGGUGGAUUUGUGACCCCAGAAAGCAAUGCAUUCGGCCAUGCUUUCAGAGAUUAUGAAAAGGAAAGCGAAAGGAAAGCAAUUGUUGAAGAGUUUUACAGAAUUCAACACAUUAACCAGACUUAUGAUUUCGUUUUAAGGAAGCGUGAGGAAUAUGGUAAGCUUGACAGAGCUGUGAUGAGCAUCUGGGAAUGCUGUGAACUCUUGAAUGAGUUUGUAGAUGAAUCUGAUCCUGAUCUUGAUGAGCCUCAAAUUGAACAUCUUCUCCAAACAGCUGAAGCCAUCCGUAGAGAUUAUCCCAAUGAAGAUUGGCUUCAUUUGACUGGACUCAUUCAUGAUUUGGGCAAGGUGUUACUUCAUCCUAGUUUUGGAGCUGAACCUCAAUGGGCUGUAGUAGGUGACACCUUUCCACUUGGAUGUGCAUUUGAUAAAUCUAUAGUUCAUUGUGAGUAUUUCAAAGGCAAUCCAGAUUACUACAAUCCCAAGUACAACACAAAGUAUGGAGUGUAUUCUGAGAAUUGUGGACUGGAAAACGUGAUUAUUUCAUGGGGCCAUGACGAAUACAUGCACAUGGUUGCCAAAAUGAACAACACCACAUUACCCCCUGCUGCACUCUUCAUUAUCAGAUUUCAUUCUUUUUAUGCUCUGCAUCGGGCUGGUGAAUACAGACAUUUGAUGAAAGAAGAGGAUUACCAAAUGUUGGAAUGGCUCAAAAUAUUCAACAACUAUGAUCUAUACAGCAAGAGCAAAGUGAGAGUGGAUGUAGAAGCUGUGAAACCUUACUAUCAAUCCCUCAUUGAAAAGUACUUUCCUGCUAAACUGAGAUGGUGAUUUCUCAUUGACCAAGAGAUACAGUGUAAAGAUGAGCAGAUUUUACUAGGUUGUUUAAAUUCAGUAUAGUUUUAUUAGUAAAGUAAGUUGAAUGCUUAGUAUUUAGGUGAGAAAUAGUGGGAUGAUUAGGUUUGUAAUGACUCAUCGCACCUUAUGUGCCUAUUUUCACCAUGGAAUGGACUUCUCCAUUUAAGGAUUAGAUGAGUACUGUACAUUUGUCAUUCUAUCACUAUGAACAGAGCUUGAAUGAUUAUAUAACAUACCACCAUGGCUGCCAACAAGAAAAAUAAGUGAAUAAAAAAACCUUUCUAACACUGCUUAGAAAGGCAAGAGUUGAUGUUUUUCUCUUCUUGUAAGAAUUCACAUAUUUAUUGGUGUUACAGGCUGAAUUUAACUAGGCCAAAAACACAAAAUUGAUUUCAAUAAAUAAAGUGGAUUACUUCCUUGCAUGGAAAUCUUUGUUUUA